Molecule: messenger RNA, 4756 nt
Organism: Protobothrops mucrosquamatus (brown spotted pit viper)
Lineage: Eukaryota; Metazoa; Chordata; Lepidosauria; Squamata; Viperidae
Product: zinc finger protein 208
Exons: 4
Coding region: 194-3895 (1233 amino acids)
Biological process (GO): regulation of DNA-templated transcription
Molecular function (GO): RNA polymerase II cis-regulatory region sequence-specific DNA binding; DNA-binding transcription factor activity, RNA polymerase II-specific
Source: RefSeq, a predicted model, not a curated record
UAAUUUACCUGCAAAAUUCUGUAGGAAAAAUAAGUCACCUACGUUUUUAAAAUCUGGGAAGAAUUUUAGUCUGAACCGUAGUCAUCAGAGUUGCUCUGAAGAAUUUCACCCAAAACAGAAACCACAUAAGUGCUCUGAGUGUGGGAAGAGCUUUAGUAACAGCAGUGUCCUUACUUUCCAUCUAAGGACCCAUAUGGAGGAAAAACCAUAUAAGUGUGUGAAGCGUAAUAAGACCUUCCGUGGAAACAGUAUUCUUAUUUGUCAUAUUGGUGAGAAACGUUAUCAACGCAUGGAGUGUGAAAAAAGAUUUAUUGAGAACAAAGACCUUACUCAUCAUAAAAGGACCCAUAUAGGGGAGAAACCAUAUAAAUGCAUGGAGUGUGGAAAAUGCUUCAGUAAAAGUAGGCACCUUACUUACCAUCAAAGGAUCCACACAGGAGACAAACCAUAUCAAUGCACUGAGUGUGGAAAGAGCUUCCGUAUGAGUAGAGAUCUUACCAUACAUAAAAGAAUCCACGCCGAUGAGAAGCCGUAUAAAUGCUCUGAGGGCGGAAAGAGGUUCAGCAGUAGCAACACCUUCAUUUUUCAUCAAAGGACCCGCACAUUUCAGAAACGAUACGAAUGCAGAGUUUGUGGAAAGAGCUUUCAUAACAACAGUAUUCUAACUCGCCAUCAAAUGAUCCAUACAGGGGAGAAACCAUAUAAAUGCUUUGAGUGUGGAAAGAGCUUCAGGUUGAACAGUGAUCUUACAAUACAUAAGAGGAUCCACACAGGUGAGAAACCGUAUAAAUGCAUGGAGUGCGGAAAGUGCUUCAGUAAAAGUACGCACCUUACUUGCCAUCAAAGGAUCCACACGGGGGAGAAACCAUAUAAAUGCCUGGAGUGUGGGAAGACCUUUAGUCAAAAAGGUACCCUUAUUGCCCAUCAAAGGAUUCAUACAGGAGAGAAACCGUAUAAAUGCCUGGAGUGUGGAAACAGCUUUAGUCAGAGCGGUGCCUUAACUGCCCACCAAAGGAUCCACACCAGAGAGAAACCGUAUAAAUGUGUGGAAUGUGGAAAAAAUUUCAGCCUACACAGCAUUUUUAUAAAACAUAAAAGAAUCCACACAGGAGAGAAACCGUAUAAAUGUGUGGAGUGUGGAAAGAGGUUCUGUGAGAGCAGUAGCCUCAUGACGCAUGAAAGAAUCCAUACAGGAGAGAAACCAUAUAAAUGUACCGAGUGUGGAAAGAGCUUCAGUAGAAAUACUAUUCUUACUCGACAUCAAAGGAUCCACACAGGGGAAAAGCCUUAUAAAUGCACAACGUGUGGGAAAAGCUUCAGUUUUAACAGCGAUUUUACAGUCCAUAAGAGAAUCCAUACAGGGGAGAAGCCAUUUACAUGCGCAGAAUGCGGAAAGAGCUUUAAUACAAGCCCUCAACUUACUUGCCAUCGAAGGGUUCACACAGGAGAAAAACCAUAUAAAUGCUUGGAAUGUGGAAAGACCUUUCGUCAGAACAGCGCCCUUACUUUCCACCAAAGGAUCCACACCGGAGAGAAACCGUAUGAAUGUAUGGAGUGCGGAAAGAGCUUUCGUCAAAACAGUGCUCUUAUAUCCCAUCAAAGGAUCCACACCGGAGAGAAAAUAUAUAAAUGCAUGGAGUGUGGAAAGACCUUCAGUCUCAACAAUACUUUUAUAAAACAUAAAAGAACUCAUACGGGAGAAAAACCCUAUAAAUGUGUGGAGUGUGGAAAGAGGUUCCGUGAGAGCAGUAGCCUCAUGACUCAUAAAAGGAUCCAUACAGGGGAGAAGCCAUAUAAAUGUAUGGAAUGUGGAAAGAGCUUCAGUAGCAGCAGCGCCAUUACCUAUCAUCGAAGGAGCCACACCGGGGAGAAGCCGUACAAGUGCGCGGAGUGUGGGAAGAGCUUUAGUAGCAGCAGUGCGCUUACUUACCAUCAAAGGAUCCACACAGGGGAGAAGCCGUAUGAAUGUAUCGAGUGUGGAAAGAGCUUUGGUAGUAGCAGCGCCAUUACCUACCAUCGAAGGAUACACACUGGAGAGAAGCCCUAUCAAUGUAUGCAAUGUGGAAGGAGUUUCAGUAGCAGCAGUGCCCUUACUAACCAUCGAAGGAUCCACACAGGAGAGAAACCAUAUGAAUGCAUGGAAUGUGGGAAAAGCUUCAGCAGUAACAGUGCUCUUACUAACCAUCUAAGAAUCCACACAGGGAAGAAACCAUACAAGUGCAAGGAGUGUGGAGAAAGCUUUAGAUGGAGCAGCCAUCUUAUUUGUCAUGAAAGGAUCCACACAGGUGAUAGACCUUAUAAAUGCACAGAAUGUGGAAAAGCCUUCAGUACAAACUGUAAUCUGAGUCGCCAUCAGCGGAUCCACACAAGUGAAAAACCAUAUAGUUGCAAGGAGUGUGGAAAAACAUUCACGGAGAGUAGUGAUAUUAUUUCUCAUCAAAGGAUCCAUACAGGAGACAAACCAUAUAAAUGCCUGGAAUGCGGAAAGAGCUUUAUUGUCAACAGAGAUCUUACUCAACAUCAAAGAUUCCACAGAGUGGAUAAGCCGUAUAAAUGCCUGGAAUGUGGAAAGAGCUUCACUCAGAAAGGAAAACUUAAUUCUCAUAAAAGGAUCCACACAGGAGAAAGACCAUAUAAAUGCAUGGAAUGUGGAAAGAGCUUUAUUGACAAAUGGCCCCUUAUUGUCCACCAAAGGAUUCACACGGGGGAAAAACCAUAUAAAUGCGUGGAGUGCGGAAAAGGUUUUCGUCGGAACUCAGAACUUAUUCAUCAUAGGAGGAUCCACACUGGGGAGAAACCAUUUAAAUGCAUGGAGUGUGAAAAGAGCUUUGCUCGGAAAGGAUGUCUAACUAGUCAUGAAAGGAUCCACACAGGGGAGAGACCAUAUAAAUGCACAGAAUGUGGAAAGGGCUUCAUUACAAGGAGAAAUUUGGCUCACCAUCAGAGGAUCCACACUAUUGAAAAACCAUAUAGUUGCAAGGAGUGUGGAAAGAGAUUCACUGAGAGUGGUGAUAUUAUUUCCCAUCAAAGGACUCACACUGGGGACAGACCAUAUAAAUGUCUGGAAUGCGGAAAGAGCUUUUUUUACAACAGUGAUCUUACUCGACAUCAAAUGAUUCAUACAGCAGACAAACCAUAUAAAUGCUUGGAGUGUGGAAAGAGCUUCACUCAGAAAGGAAACCUUAAAUCUCAUAAAAGGAUUCACACAGGAGAGAAACCGUAUAAAUGCAUGGAGUGUGGAAAGAGCUUUAUUGACAACUCACGCCUUACUUUACACCAAAGGAUGCACACAGGGGAAAAACCAUAUAAAUGCAUGGAGUGUGGAAAAAACUUUUCUUGGAACACAGAACUUAUUCAUCAUAAGAUGAUCCACACUGGGGAGAGACCAUAUAAAUGCAUGGAGUGUGGAAAAAGCUUUGUUUGGAAAGGACAUCUUACUUCUCAUAGAAGGAUUCACACAGGGGAGAAACCAUAUAAAUGCAAAGAAUGUGGAAAGAGUUUUGCUCAGAAAGGAUGUCUUACUCGACACCAGAGGAUUCACACAGGGGAGAAACCAUAUAAAUGCACAGAAUGUGGAAAGAGCUUUGCUUGGACAGGACAUCUUUAUUCUCAUAAAAAGACCCAUUCAGUGGAGAGACCAUAUAAAUGCUUGGAGUGUGGAAAAAGCUUUAACUGGAGGAGAGAUCUUAUUCAUCAUAAAAGGAUCCACACUGGGGAGAGACCAUACAAGUGCAUGGAGUGUGGAAAGCAAUUUACUCAGAAAAGUGCUCUUAUUAAUCAUGAAAGAAUCCAUACAGGGGAGAGACCAUAUAAAUGCACAGAGUGUGGAAAAAGCUUUACUCAAAGUGGGCCACUUAAUUCUCAUAAAAGGAUCCACAUGAAGGAGACACCAUAGAAGUGCAUGUAGUGUGGAGAAAGCUUUAACAAUCACAAUACAUUUACUCAUGAAAAAAUCCACGCUGGGGAAAACCCAUAUAAUGCAUGGAGUGUGGAUAUAGUUUUACUGGGAAAGAACAUCUUACUCAUCAUGAAAGGAUCCAUGCAGGGAGGAAAUGGACAAAUUGGAAAAGCCUCCAGUAGAAACUUUUAUCUGACUCACCAUUAGAUGAUCCACACGGGAGAAAUCAUGUAAAUGCAGGGAGUGUGGACAGAGCUGUUCUCGUGAAGGACACCAUAAUUCUCAUAAAAAAUGUCCACAGAAGAAACUAUAUAAAUUCAUGGAAGGAGCUUCAGAAUAAUGUUGGUCUCAAAUAUUUGAAUUCAUUAAGAGCAGCCAGUCUUCCCUUGCCUACUUUGACCUGCAUUUUUCUUCUCCCUCCCCAUGAUGUGGGAAAAAAGAUGGCAAAAUAUGGAUUAAGCUGUUCAGUUUCCUCCUUAUUGCCCAUCACCAUCUCACUAUCUUUUGCAAAGGGAGGACUGAGGGCUUCCUUCUUAAUUUACUAAAAAAAACCUCUAUAUAAAACAAUUCACGUUUAUCAAAUUUAGAAAGCAUUUUAAUCUGUAGAGUUAUGUUAAUUCCCGCAAAGUACUGCUCAUAUUCUUGUUUCUCUCUCAAGAUUUAACUAAACAAAUCUUGGCUUUUUCCUUUGUUAUCUUUUGACUAGGGGAAGGAGAAGUGAGAUCAGCCCCAGAAAGACAACCUCUUUUUGAGCAGUUGCCACCUCAAUUAUUCCUCACCACUUGAGCUUCCCAACAUAUUUUGAGGAAGAAACUCCUUAUGCUCUUACUGUCUUGGAAUCUUACUAAUAAAACUCUU